GCUAAUCAUUCUGAGGAAUCAUCUCAAACACCAGGCUUGGAUAGAUUCAUGCGUCCGGGCGCAACACAGAGCUGUGCAGUGCCCGUGUGCCACGUCUGGCAGCCCGUUCCUUCGAUAUCUACCUACCUCCUCAUCCGGAUAGCCUGCAGAGAUGAGACGUCUUUCGAGCCGCAAUGGAUUUUUGGUCGCGCCUCAUAGCGAACACGCCGUUAUCCUCGAAACACUCUGCGAGGGAUGCCGCAAGGGACCCCAUUAGGCGCCGCCAGCGUUUCGAGAAGGAAUAUAGUCAGCUGCUGCACGUCUGGCGAAACUGUUCCAACCUCGCCCGCGAUGUCGACGCUGCCGAAGUCCUCGAGGUCCGUCUCCAGGAACUUUCCAACAUCCUUGCUGAAGAAUCACGCCGACCGUUGCCACACCCGUGUAUCUCCUUCGCUGCCACAAAGCAGAUAUAUAUCCCCAUCGCCAAGAUAGCCACUACCUCGUACAAUGAGUGGAUUAUUAAGGAAGCCGUGCUCUUCUUUGCCAGCCUUAUUGAAAGUGAAGAAGAGUCAUUCGUGGAGAACGAUGCGUUCUCCGCGAGCUUAACCAACCUGCUGGUCCGCAUCACUGGUGCCAAUAGUAUACGCUUAGGCUUGGAAACCGAAGUCAAAGUUGUCGAAUUGGCUUUCAACAUUACCACCAAGAUCAGGCUGGAGCCCGAGAUCUUGCCCGCUUGGUUCAAGGUCCACACAAGUGCUGGGACCCAAGACGAUAAGUUUAAGGAUGAGAGGGAGAAGUUCGCUGGUAGAACGCAGAAGCAGGAUUUCCCCCUAUUCUAUCUUCUCAUGGAUUAUAUCCAUCAUGAGGGCAAAGUAGGCGAUUUCGCACGAACAGGACUCCUAUACAUUAUUGAAGCAGCUUCCAACUCCGUGGAGCUCGAGCAAUGGAUUGUCGAAAGCGACCUUUCGACACUCAUGGCAACCGGCUUAGGCGCCUUGUAUAGCCAGCUUAGCCGGAAGCUCGUCAUCGAUCACCCUCCCCAGGGCCUGCCGCCUGCUCUUGCCUUCUCUGACUAUGAACACCCAGUGACAACAUUUGAGAUUGUCAGCUCAUGCAGCCCUGACUAUCAGCUACACAUGGAUACGUUCUUAUCUCACCUCUUAUUUUGGCAGGACGUACUCAACCAUUGCCGAUCUGUCGAGGUCAAAUCUACUCUUCUUGAGCACUUCCAGAUUAUUUUCUUGCAGCAACUUUUAUACCCAUCGCUUCUGGAGUCCUCCGAUGUGGACGGAGGUUCAUCAGUGGCCGUUCUCACCUAUCUACGCCGCAUUUUAGAGUCGCUGGAUCAUCCCGAUAUGAUUAAUUUAAUUCUUCAUUAUCUGCUAGCCCUUCCGGAUACGGAUUCAUCUGCACGCAACUAUUCUGAGCCUGCCGUGAGUGCUGCUAGAAAACGAAAGUCCAUGGAUCUAGCGACUAUGAUGGCAUCGAAGAUGGAGUCGAGUUAUUCUCCAUUGCUAUUCAAUUUGGUUGAUUUGAUCCAUGCGUGCCUCAAAUCUGAAAAUGACCAAACCGUGUGUGUCACAAUACAGCUCGUAGCAACGAUUCUUAAGCGGCAUCAUCGCUACGCUAUCGUGACGCUUCUACACACCCAAGGAAUUGACCGAAACAUCUCCCAUAGGACUAUGGGUGCUCAUCAACAAGAGGUCGAAUUCCUCAUGACGCUAGCUAGUACAAUAGGUGGUCAAGAUAAUUUUGACGAAAUUUAUGACAACAUCCUCAAGGACACUAUGACUCGGGUAGAGGGUCAUCCCUGCUCUCUGAAGCUUGUGGCUCCAAAAGUGUCAACCCACAAUCACAAAUUGCCUGCCAUACCUGAUAGUCUGCCCGGGGCACCUCGCGAUGUGCCGCCACAUACGCUGAGUCCCGAAGACCCCCUCCUGCACAAUUUACUUGAUAUCAUGGAACAGUUUUUUAUUAACCCCAUUGAAGUCAAUCUAUCGGCUACCGAAGCCGUUUUGGAUUUAGCAGUUUGCGGAUACAUCGCGAUAGAAGGCUGGCUUUUGCGUCACCCCAGGACAUAUGUGUUUGACGAUAAUCCAGAUGAACCCUCCUCUCCUAUUCCGGACCCGUCUGCAAGCGCAGUUAAAGAGCUUGAAAAGCUACAAGCGAUUAGUAGAUGUCGUCGAAGACCAAGGUGGCAAUCCUCAAGCCUCCCUCGAAUCUUACGAGUUCUGGAAGCGCUUGCAGACCAAGUUGUAGCUUUUCGAGAGUCGAUCCCAAGAUUUGACGAGCUUAUGCAGCAGCGUCGCGAAGCCUUCCAAACAGCCGAUGCCAUAGUACCCAACGAGCAGAAUGCGCCAACCACGUCUGCUGCAGGAGCUGCGGCUGUCGACACAUCGAGCCGUGGAGGGUCAAGACCAGCUUCGCCCGUCAGACCUAGUGCCCUGGGGGGGUUUCAGAGGAUACUCUCCGAAUUAAGCACUCCAAGUCGAUCAGGGAGUCCCCGUGGACGCAACGAGGCUGCGCGUAGCUCUGGCAAUGGAUCCACGAAAUCAGCAGGCCACCGGGCCACAACGCCAACAUCCAGACCUAUACCAGUGCCCCCAAAGGAGUUUCCACUGAAUUAUAACAGUCCCGGGAAAAGUCCAAGGAAAAGCCCUGGUAAAUCAGGCUCGGGCAGAUCAUUCUCCCCCAGCAGUCACGAUGGAUCGGGUAUAGGUGGCAAUGGCAGUCCUGUGGCAAGCCAGGUUGCUGCCUUUGCCGCCGUGGACCAAGGAAUUCUGUCCAAAAGGAUCGGCCUACCCAAGCUCAAUGUGGAGCCAAUACUUCUCGAUUUCAACCGAAAAAAGACAAGUAGAAGCGAGAGUUUAGAUGAUGAAAACAAAGAAGAGGAAGUCGAGGAUGAUAUUGACCCAACCGAAGCCCAGGUCGCGGCUGAAGAAGACGAAAUCGAGGAAAACCCCGAGCUACAAGCACUGAAGGAGAAGGAAGCUUCCGUGUCGCACAUUUUGACCAAUAUUAUUAUAUACCAAUCCUUCCUCCUCGAACUUGCUAGCCUAAUUCAAGUACGAGCUGGUCUGUUCAACGAGGUGAGAUUCGCAUAAGCCGCUGUUUAGCAUGUUUUAAUUACACCUAGACCGAGUUGUUUCGGGCACGUAAAUCCAUGUCCAAGACAUCGUUUUUACUGGCAUGGUUACGGCGUUGAGAUUUCUGCUCAUGCAGAAAAUUGCUUGUAAUCACAAAUUUGUCAUAGGUACUUAGACAGUUAUUAGUAAUAUUUUGAUAACAUGGCUCUGACCUUACCAGGCCAUAUUCUCAGUCUUGA
Messenger RNA from Xylaria bambusicola, 3304 nucleotides. RefSeq names its product Retinoic acid induced 16-like protein-domain-containing protein. The transcript has 4 exons. The coding region runs from base 174 to 3083 and encodes 969 amino acids. The record is from RefSeq and is a predicted model, not a curated record. Lineage: Eukaryota; Fungi; Ascomycota; Sordariomycetes; Xylariales; Xylariaceae.